AUGACUGCUUACUCUUCAGCCUAUAACCUACCCACUAAGAAAAUGACAGUUGUUUCUGGUCCAGCAGCAAAUUUCAGUGUAAGAUUCAAUCAUACUGAUGUUAAAACACCUGAUUUUACUGAGUACAGAAAAGAAAGGCGUAAAAGUCUUGAUGCUAGAAGUAGGGAUGCUGAAGAUGAAGAUAAGUUUAACACUGCUGCUAUUUGUGCUGUUGGAGGAGCAGCUGUUGCUUAUGCAGCUAAAUCUCUAGCAGUUAGAGCAGCUGCUUUUAUAAGCCCCUCUGCUGAUGUUAUGGCUUUAUCUAAAAUUGAAAUUGAUAGAAAAGAAAUAGCGAAAGAAGAAGCAGUUGAUGUAUCUACUUUACGAGAUCCAGAACCAGACAAUGCAAGAGUUAAAGAUAAAGAAUGGUUAAUUGUUGUUGGAAUUUGCACUCAUUUAGGAUGUGUGCCCAUUCCUAACCAGGGAGAUUGGAAUGGUUAUUAUUGCCCUUGUCACGGGUCCCAUUAUGAUGCUUCAGGUAGAAUAAGGAAAGGCCCGGCUCCAACUAAUUUAGAAGUGCCACCUUAUGAAUUUAUCGAAGACAAAAUAAUUGUAGGAUAA
Messenger RNA from Pediculus humanus corporis (human body louse), 600 nucleotides. Its product is annotated as ubiquinol-cytochrome c reductase iron-sulfur subunit, putative. NCBI's taxonomy places the organism in Eukaryota, Metazoa, Arthropoda, Insecta, Psocodea, Pediculidae. Gene Ontology annotation, biological process: mitochondrial electron transport, ubiquinol to cytochrome c. Gene Ontology annotation, molecular function: 2 iron, 2 sulfur cluster binding; quinol-cytochrome-c reductase activity. Gene Ontology annotation, cellular component: membrane. Bases 1 to 600 code for a protein of 199 amino acids. The record is from RefSeq and is a predicted model, not a curated record. The transcript is spliced from 4 exons.